Molecule: messenger RNA, 835 nt
Organism: Suillus plorans
Lineage: Eukaryota; Fungi; Basidiomycota; Agaricomycetes; Boletales; Suillaceae
Exons: 2
Coding region: 126-770 (214 amino acids)
Source: RefSeq, a predicted model, not a curated record
ACGGAAACCUACACUUUCGGGAGUUGUCGGCUAUAGUUCUGUCAACUCAGAUUGACGCCUUACGGACCUAUAAAGGUCGCAAUAUAUCCCAGCAUAUGUUCUGAUUAUAUACCACACACUUCAUUAUGAAUCCCUACCCAAAUGGUUGGCCUACCAACUGGUACCAAGGACAAUACAACCCUCAUGUAUAUGUCCCCCCCUACCACAACCAGCCGCCGUAUCAACCAGCAAGAUGGCAAGGAUUUAACUUCGAACACUCACAACCAAAAUCCAAAUGGCCCAGUCUCAACCCCACCCUUGCAUCAGACAUGACCUACGUGCGCUACGAUAUCCGCAAGCCCGCUCGGGAAGCAAUCAUGUUAACUACAUGGCAACAAAUUCAUCACAUUCCAGCAUUCGUGGCGCCUACGUACGAGAUCCUCAUCAUCUCGAAGGCAUUCCCUUGGUCAAUGCUCAUCCGUGCGCCUGCCGGCUCUGUAGUCACAUGCGGCGCGAUCUUUGAGGGAUUGCAUGAAAUGCUACACAAGCACAUCGAAGACUCAGAGUGGGCAAUCGUGGCUCUUGAUAAGACGCGGAGGGAAGCAAUCGAGAAGGCUGCGAAGGCGAGGCAAGAGAAGGACAAGGAUAAACGACUGAAGAGAAUUGAUUGGUUGGGGGACACGCCAAUGUUUAAGGGGCUGGAGAAGGACGAAGAAUUUGAGAAAAAGAGACAUCUACCUGGAAGUGAUACUGUCGCGGAGACAUGGGUGGUGAGAUUUGGAAAACCGUGAUUGUGAUGCUAUCCGAAUCAUCAUGGGAGUUUCAUGAUACCUUUCCUUGUUUUCUCUUGGACCCC